Notolabrus celidotus (New Zealand spotty) is the source of this 8648-nucleotide messenger RNA. RefSeq names its product axin 1 (gene axin1). Gene Ontology annotation, biological process: negative regulation of canonical Wnt signaling pathway. NCBI's taxonomy places the organism in Eukaryota, Metazoa, Chordata, Actinopteri, Labriformes, Labridae. The transcript has 11 exons. The record is from RefSeq and is a predicted model, not a curated record. The coding region runs from base 267 to 2849 and encodes 860 amino acids.
GUAGCCUCGGCUGGCUCCGCACAGACAGCCAGAGACAGCCAUGGAGAGGUGGAGAGCGGACUGUUUUCUUUGUUAUUUUUAAAGUCAUGCAAUUCGCAACUAUGUCACUGUCCACGGUGACUUGUCCGGGUCCACAUGUCCGAUGCAGCCGAAAGCAGCAAGAAGAUUUCCACCGGAGUUUUUUUGCAGCGGAGUAAGUAGAGGUCUGGAUCUCAUAGCGUUGCAGUGUGGGCUCUACCGGGACGUGGUUUGUGGAUGCUGCGACUAUGAGCAUAAGCGACAAAAGGGACUAUUUAGAAGAAGGAGGCAGCUUUACUGAGGAUGCGCCCAGGCCUCCAGUGCCAGGGGAGGAAGGUGAGCUGGUACGCGGUGGUGGACGCCAGUACAGCAACCCUGGCUUCUCCUCAAAGACAGAGAGCCUUAAAUGUGAGGCGUCUGUGGCUACACCCAGGCGACCUGACUUAGACCUGGGGUAUGAGCCAGAAGGGAGCGCCUCCCCGACACCACCCUACCUAAAAUGGGCAGAAUCUCUUCACUCGCUCCUGGAUGACCAAGAUGGUAUCCUUCUGUUUAGGACGUUCCUAAAGCAGGAGGAGUGCGCAGAUAUGUUGGACUUCUGGUUUGCGUGCAGUGGCUUUCGCAAACUUGAAGCCAAUGAGAAUAAUGAGGAGAUGAAGCUAAAACUGGCUAAAGCUAUCUAUAGGAAAUACAUCCUUGACAACAAUGGGAUUGUUUCCAGACAGAUCAAACCAGCGACAAAAUCCUUCAUCAAAGACUGCGUCCUGAAGCUCCAAAUUGAUCCUGCAAUGUUUGAUCAGGCCCAGACAGAGAUACAGACAAUCUUGGAGGAAACCACCUAUCCCUCAUUUUUAAAGUCUGACAUUUAUUUGGAAUAUACACGGACAGGAGGAGAAAGCCCCAAACUGUACAGUAAUCAGAGCCCUGACUCAGGAAACAGAAAAGGGCUGUCGGGUUAUUUACCACCUUUAAAAGAAAAAAAGGAGUUGAGCUAUGAGGACGAGCCAGAAGAGCAGCCCAAGUGUGAACCCUCAAUGAGCAACCGACCUACCCAGAGGCUGCUGAAGGAGGCGGCACCACAUCAUGUCCCCAACACCCCGAGAUUCCAGGACAGUCCUGAGUACAGGCUUGCACCGUGUCACGAGCCCAUCAACCCACACCCCAUCAAAUUUGUUUAUGAUAUGGCUCCUGCAACCAGCGCCGUCGACAGUGAGCAGCAGAGUAUGUCGAGUGACCCAGACACGGUUUCUCUCACGGACGUCAGCGUAGAUGGAGUACCACCCUGCAGAUACCGCAAACCGGAUCGCCGGGAGAUGCACGAAAGUGCCAAAGUAAAUGGGCGAGUGUCACUACCUCAUAUUCCACGCACAAACCGGAUUCUAAAGGAUAUCCAUAUGGAGCCGGAAAGGUUUGCUGCAGAGCUGAUCCGCAGGCUGGAGGGCGUGCUGAGGGAGAGAGAGGCUCAGGAGAAGCUGGAGGAGCGGCUGAAGAGAGUCCGAUUGGAAGAGGAAGGUGAUGAAUUCAUGUCCACAGCCGCAGCCUUACCCAGUCCUAGGUUCCCCCCUGGUGCUUAUUCCCAGAACUACAACUCUCGUUAUGCUGACUUCACCUAUGCUGCUCCUUUGAUGGGAGACUCCCACGAGGAGAACCCUGAGAGCAUCCUUGAUGACCACGUCCAGCGGGUGAUGAAGACGCCCGGCUGCCAGUCACCGGGCACGGGUCGUCACUCUCCCAAGUCACGCUCACCAGACGGUUUCCCAGGAGGCAAAGCGACGGGACUGUCCUCAAGCCAGGGUAAACAUCUGCCCAGGCACGGCCCCAAGGGAGAGAGCGGCCACCUGCACCACCACAAGCACAUCCACCACGUCCAUCACGCAGGCAACGGGAAGCCCAAAGAGCAGGUGGAGGCUGAGGCAGCAAUGCGUGUGCAUGGCAUUAAUCCCUGGAGCAUGGAGGCGAGUCACUGUGGAUCAAAGUCCCGCAGCUACGCUGACGGCAUGGGAUCAAAUCCUGUGGAGUGUGCAGGGUACAGUAGCAAAGGAAGCACUCAGUGCAAAAGAGCAACGAAGAAAAGCGAGGAGGUGCGGCCAUAUGACACGACAGCACCUGCAGAGGAGAUGGAGAAAAACCAGAAGAUCCUCCUGUGGCUGAUGGAAGGACAGAAAGAAAUGGUUCAACAUAAGAGGAGCCCCUAUGGGAGUACCACUGGGUCCAAGAGGACAACAGGCCACGAGGGAUCCCGUCUCGGCUCCGUGGAGCGAACAGGGUCUGUUCACCCGUGCGUCAACUCCACAUUACGAAACAAUGUGCAGCCAUCUCACCCUUUCAUCCAGGAUCCCACCAUGCCCCCCAACCCAGCUCCCAGCCCUCUCAUUCAGCUGGAGGAGGUGCGCAGGCGGCUUGAGGAAGAGAAGAUUAAGACUGGAACUUUACAACCUAAGCAGAGGUAUGUGAUGGAGGUAAUCCAGAGGGGUCGCACCGCAGUCAGGCCUGCACUCUUCCCUCCACUCAGCGUGGUGCCCGCCGUCUCUGACAGCGAGUUCUCCGAGCUUGAACAUAAAGCAAGUAAAAAGCUACCAUGUGAGAACAUCACUGUGGCGUAUUACUUCUGCGAGGAGCUGAUACCGUACAGGACGUCAGUCAAAGGGAGGGUUGUCACACUGGGACAGUUCAAAGAACUGCUAACAAAGAAAGGAAAUUACAGGUAUUAUUUCAAGAAGGUAAGCGAUGAGUUUGACUGUGGGGUGGUGUUCGAAGAAAUACGAGAAGAUGAUGCUAUCCUGCCCAUCUUUGAAGAAAAGAUAAUCGGGAAAGUGGAACGAAUCGAUUGAAGCGCGCAUGUCGAAGAGGAAGGUUUGGGAAAAGUCAGCGAAUGAUUGGCAGAGGAGUGAUGGGAAGGUCGAGAGGAAGUGUUUCAGGAUGGAAACCAGAGGAGCUGAGGAGGAGGUGAUGUGAAGUUGAAGAGUGGAAAGGUCACAGCGGAUGACUCGUGAGGCUUGAGGCUCAGUAGCACCGCUGUCGGUGAUGUGGACUAGAAGAAAAAAAAAAGACCUCAAUCACUUCUUGGGAACGUAAUGUAGCAUUGUAAAGCUAACUAGAUUAAUGAAGAACAAAAUGCUACUAAAGCUACAUAUUUUUGAUAUGAUUUAACAGAGGCUCUCCUCUCUAAGUAACCACACGUAAUUUUUAUACCUAUUGGUACCAGAAGUGUACAGUUUGUGCUAAAAGAUAACAAAAUUUUAUAUCUAUUUAAGUAUUUAAAAUGCUCGUUUUUAAUCCUGUGGACGCAGGAGUGCCCCCCUAACGAAGACGAUCAAACUCCUGAUAGGGCUGAGUUUUCUUUUAAACAAUUCAGGAGCCCUUUGGACUCUAAUGUAUGUGCUGUUAUUUGUGUUGUUACCUUAACUUGCCAGUACUCUGAUCAGUCAGGCUGCACUUUCUUUGUAUUUUACACCACUGACUUUGUCUAGAGCAACAAACCCAGCUGACCAGAGCAGUGAAAACUAGUACAGUCGACCGUAGCCCGGUUCAACAGCCUGGUGUCGUUACUGUAAGACUCUAAAGGGAGGGUUAGGUCACUUUUGAUAAAGUAAUUUAAAGGUAUAAAGUUUGUUGGAUUAAUUCACGACACAGUAUAGGAGACAAUCUUUUACAUCAGCAAAAAAAAAAUCAGCCUUAAAAAAAGGAAGCUGUUUGAGCUGUUUCCUGCCUGACGCUUACUCUAAACCAAUCACAAGUUUUACAAUGAUUUACCAUGUAAGGCUGUGGUAUCACUGCUAAUCAUCCAUUUUUUUCCUGGUCAUUGAAUCAUUUGGAGCCCCUGGAGUCCUGCAAAAGGGAACAUUUGUAUCUUGUGCUCACAAGGUUAUAGGUGGAAGCGAUUGUGAACGCUUCCUUUGUUCAUGGGUGAUGGACGAGGCUUUAACAUUAACUUUAAGGCAAGGCAGGCAAGGCAGGCAAGGCAACUUUAUUUGUAUAGCGCAUUUCAUACACGAGGGCAACUCAAUGUGCUUUACAUUAAAACAUUAAAAGCAUUGGAAACAUUCAGACGAGCAUAAAAGAGCAGAAUUAAAAUGACAAAUAUAAUAAAGCAGAAAAGAAGAAUAUAAUUAGAAAUACAUUUAAAGUAAAUUUAAAAUUUGCAUUUAAAGUUAGUUAAAAUGAGCUAAGAUAGGAAGGCAGUGGCAAAUAAAAAAAUACUUAAUCUUUGAUUAAAAGAGGUGAGAGUUGGAGCAGACCUACAGCUUUCAGGGAGUUUGUUCCAGAUAUGUGGUGCAUAACGACUAAAUGCUGCUUCACCAUGUUUCAUUCUGACUCUGGGGACUGAAAGCAGACCAGUACCUGAUGACCUUAGAGGUCGAGAUGGUUCAUAAAGUAGCAGCAGAACAGCAAUGUAUUUUGGGCCUAAACCAUUCAGUGCUUUUAUAAACCAUCAGCAGGAUUUUAAAGUCUAUUCUCUGACAGACAGGAAGCCAGUGUACAGAUCUAAGAGCUGGAUUGAUGUGAUCUACUUUUUUGGUCCUUGUUAGGACUCGAGCAGCAGCAUUCUGUAUGAGCUGCAGUCGUCUGAUGGACUUUUUAGCGAGUCCUGUUAAGACACUGUUACAGUAGUCUAGUGUGCUUAAGCUCCAGCAUGCCACUUAGUCUGAUAGCAAUAGAAGCAUAUUAAGUCUCUCAUGGCCCCCCCUGCUAAAUGCUGAAGCACAGAAAGCAAUAAUUAAGCUAACUGUGGGAUAGUAUUGCUACACUACAGAGAUAAUGUUGUAGUGUGAUAUAGCACUAUAUAUCAAAGUGAGGUGCACUUGCUCUACAGCUCUACAUCAAGUGAUUGGUAGUGAAUUAUGAGGUCCUCUCUAAACAUAUCACAUGGUUAAAAGCACUGAAAACUGACGUAAUUUUGACUUAAAAAAAUAAAAAUGUUAAAUCUGAAUCUCAUCUCGCGAUUAAAAGAUAAUUUGCAAUAAUGAUGUGAUGUUUAUUGAAAACUUGGAAUCAGUUUGAUGAACUUUACUGCUCAUCUCUUCUUUGACAAAAUACUCUCAUACAGAGAGUCUGUAAACAUAUUUUACAAAAAAAUGUACAAUAAAGAACAAGCACCCUAAUAAUGAAUAGUGAAAAGGCAACUGGUUAAACAUCCGCAAGGCCUAACAUCUGACAACAAGUCAAAAUCCUUGACUGGCUCAGGGUCAGAGAGCUUGUGUGUGCGACCACAGCCAACUUACCACUUUAAUAUCUCCACUGAUUGUGUCUUUGGCUUUUUUUUCUCUGUCCAUUUUUCAUUUUCUCACACAAGCAAUUACUGUUUUUCAGCAUUUCCUGUAGACUGGAGUGUCCUCAAACACCCUGUCUUUUUUUAACAAACCCAAAAAAACAACUGCCGAACUGCAAGGAAACUUUUUUGGGGUGCAGGUGGAGUACUUUGCCUUCACCUGUCAUCUCCUCUGUCAUGAUUUGCGCUGCAGUAGAAACCACAAUAGCACACUAACACAGCAACCAGUGUGAGGAACCAUCCCCACAACCCAACAUUACCAGACUGGUUAAACAGCAUUACAGUAUGCUUAAUUUUAGCACAAUAUCAACAUUACAUUUUUUUAAAAGACGUUUAUUGUAGGUACCAGUUAUUGCAACAGCAGUAUUGCAAAUUAACACAAAGUGACACAAAGAACAAGUUUCAGUGUAACGUUAAUAAAAGUACAUUACAAACUGUAUUCACCCACCCAAAGCAAUGAUUAGCACAUAGGGUUGCAAAGGGGUUUCGAAAAUUUCCGAUAAAUCUCCGGAAAGUUUCUGGUAAAUUUCCAUUGGAAUUAUGGGAAUUUAUGGGAAUGAACUGGGAUUUGAGGGUAAUUUAAUGUAAAGGUAUCAUAUCCAAGCAUAAAUAUUUGUUUUGUUAUAAGCAGACAUCCAUCAAAUAAUACCAUUAAAAAAAUAAUACAAUUAAAACAGAUUUAUUUGUAAGUAGAACUUUAUCAAGUGUUAAAUAUUGAACUCUAUGAUAUUGAACAAUCAAUUAUUUUAUUGAAGAACAAAAACAUGAAUGUUGAGUUAAAUAUUACUCAUCCCCCCGACCCAACCCAUUCAAAAAUGAACAAAAAUGCAAUCCCAACAAAGUCCCAUUCCAAAUGUUAAAUAAAAAGAGCCACUCUCUCUCCAAAAAAGUCCCAUUCAACAUGCAAAUAAAAAAAGCAUCUUCCCUCAAGCUUCUCAAGCCUAGCCUCUGCAGGAUUCUAGAAAUCAUCUGUGCAUGGGAUGGAGGAAUGCACAGUGCAUGUAGGGGGCGUGGUCUCAAUAGCCCUGCAGUAAGCAGUGUGCUUUGUGCAUGUGAUUGAGGAAUAGCAUAGAUAUUCAACUGUACUUGAAUGAAAUCUGGUUGUUUUAGUCAGGAUUAUGCUAAAAUAUAUUUUACCCAACUAUAUUUAAGUUCCCUAUUAAGAGCCAACCUUCAAUUCAGUAAAUUCCUGGUUUAUUCCCAUAAAUCCCAGUUAAUUCCCAUGGACAAUUUCCAACUUUGAAAAUUCCCGGAAUUUUGCAACCCUACUAGCACAUGAUGUAUUUAAUGACACGUGAUUACAAUUGAUGGCAAGCAGGACAGGACAUUAACUUGUGGGCAUGAGUUAUAAACUGAUCACCUCGUGGGACUUCAGGGGCUCCGGAUCAUGUAGCCAAUGGUUAUGUUCAUGCGCAGUCUUCUACUGUAUUUAUUUUGACCCCAGUUGAAGUUUAAAAAAAUGUAAAUCCACACACACAGUAGAAGCAAUAAAAGUGUAAAAGAGAUGAUUUAAAAUUGAAGGUGAAAAUCUAUGCAAAUUGGUUCAUGGUGUUGUUACCCAAAUGAAAUACAACUGUGCAUUCAUUUUAAUGAACUCACUCAGCUUUAGACAGGCUACGUGAGAACAGGCACGCUAUUAAAUACAUUUCUAAAAGUGUUUUUAACUUUGAUAAUUAAUCUUUAUGAUAAAUGACCUUUUUUUUUUAAGUGGUCAGUGCCACCGAAAAUAUGGAAAACCAUAACUGUGUCACUUUGCCAAUUUGCUUUCACUCAUUUCCCGUCUAACGCUAAAUCAAAAUGUGUCAGGGUUAAUUUCUAUGGUUAAAUACUCCUAACAGCAUCAGAGGUCGGUGUGUGAGACAGAAAAACAGCUGCAGGCUUCGUGCUCGCAGUGUAGAGAGGUCAUAUCACAGCGUUUGAAUGAGUAGGCCGCUGAAUGUUGUCACAAUGCUAUCAGAAGUUGAUGCGCUUGAGUUAUGAAAGUCACACACUCAUUUUAAAAUAUACUGCAAGUGCUCUACUGUUUGUAGUUAAUUUAAAGGAGUAAUAAGUAUAGAUAACAUUUAUGGGAGCUGAGGGCUAACAGACACUGAAAUGUUGAAAUCAAGUGAAGAAUAUGUUUAUUUGUUUGUAUUAUUUUAGCACAAAUCCGUACAUUCAAAUGUCUGUAAUCCCCCAAAUUUACCAUCACUGCUUAAUUAAGCAAUCAGUCAAAAAUUAGCUAGAGUGUAGCCGUCUCCAGCUUAUCACAGCAACAUCCUGUGCCUGGCAGAAGAUAAUUGUUUAGUGCAAAUGAUCUACUUUAAAUAGAUCACGAUACACCAAAGACAAAAAAAGGUAGAUGUAGGCACACUCUUGAGAUCCCCGGGCACAUUAGUAUUCCUCUCAUUUCGUGGCAGCACUUAUUAUUUGUCGUCAUUGUUAUAUAUAAAUAUUUAUUUUCAAAUAUUGAAGCUUUGGAAAUAGUUUUUGUCUUCUUGUUGCAACAGCUAUGAAAAACGUCUCAGCCCGUUUAUAUUUCAAUCAGCUCUGUCGCGAAAUGUGAAUGACUCUUUUGCACUGGACUGAAACUGAAAUGAAGCAUGGAACACAUUCAGCUGAAGAAGCCACAUGACAUUAGUAUUCAAGGGCACUGUGUGUGUUUUUUCUCUCUGUAUCAUCUCAUUGUGAAGGAGUCCACAGCGAGGAAUGUGCCACAGUAAAAGCCUGUUUUGUUGCAGGAUAAUAGGAAGUAUGAUGAGCCAACCUUGAAACCAGAGUGCUGUAUCGCAUACGAGAAACCAAGAGUAAGGAAUAUCUCCUGUUUUUGGAAUGCUGUUUUUAAUGCUGCCUUUUUUUGUAGAUUCCUAACUUAAACCAGUUUAAUAUAUUUAGUGCAUUAGUCUCCUGUGGUCCUGUUACUGUUAAAUUAUAUUUUUUGAUUUAAGUACUUUGUGUUAUCUUGUUUAUUUCUGCUGAAAUAGAGUAUCAAAUCAGUUCUUACUGUGAAGGCCCCGAAAGUUCCCUUAUUUAAGGUCAAUGAAAUGUAUACUAAAUAUCAGAGUGCCUUUAUUACUAAGCUAAUCAAGUCUGCAGUGUGACUUCCUGACAAAUAAGGGGACAGAAUCACCAGGGAUUCACUUUGUGUAUGUUUUUGUUUAGUUUUUAUUUUUGUAUCAUCAUCAUUGUUUUGAAAAGUCUUUCUUGUUUUAAUAUUUGUCACUAUUACACCUUUUCUAUGUAAAUAUGUACAAGUUAAAUUGUCAUCAGCCAGCAGCACAUUCAGUACCCUGGACCUGUUUCUGCUCACGAACUAGCAUGGUUACCGUUUUAAGGUACCCGGACAAUAAAUACAUGCAAUAAACCAGCACAUGAAUUCUGA